AUGGAGGCGGCGGUGGGGCUGCCGGAGGCGUGGUCGCAGGUGCGGGCGCCGGUGAUCGUGCCGCUACUGCGGCUGGCGGUGGCGGUUUGCCUGGGGAUGUCGGUGCUGCUGUUCCUGGAGCGGCUGUACAUGGCCGUGGUCAUCGUGGGGGUCAAGCUCCUGGGCCGCCGCCCCGACCGCCGCUACAAGUGCGACCCAAUCUCCGAGGACGACGACCCCGAGCUCGGCUCCGCCGCCUUCCCCGUCGUCCUCGUCCAGAUCCCCAUGUUCAACGAGCGCGAGGUGUACCAGCUGUCGAUCGGGGCCGUCUGUGGGCUGUCGUGGCCGUCGGAUCGGCUGGUUGUCCAGGUGCUGGAUGACUCCACGGACGCCGUCGUCAAGGAAAUGGUUCGGAUGGAGUGCGAGCGAUGGGCGCACAAGGGGAUCAACAUCACGUACCAGAUCCGGGAGGACCGGAAGGGUUACAAGGCCGGGGCUCUGAAGCAAGGGAUGAAGCACGGGUACGUGCGCGAAUGCGAGUACGUGGUGAUCUUCGACGCCGACUUCCAGCCGGACCCCGACUUCCUCCACCGCACCAUCCCUUACCUCCACCACAACCCGGAGAUCGCCCUCGUCCAAGCACGGUGGAGAUUCGUGAACGCAGAUGAGUGCUUGAUGACAAGGAUGCAGGAGAUGUCCUUGGAUUACCACUUCACGGUGGAGCAAGAAGUGAGCUCCUCUGUCUGCGCCUUUUUCGGCUUCAACGGGACUGCCGGUGUGUGGCGCAUUUCUGCGGUGAAUGAAGCAGGAGGCUGGAAGGACCGGACCACCGUCGAAGACAUGGAUCUGGCUAUCCGGGCCAGCCUCAAGGGAUGGAAGUUUGUCUACCUCGGCGAUGUUCAGGUUAAGAGUGAACUACCGAGCACUUUCAAAGCUUUCCGGUUUCAGCAGCACAGAUGGUCGUGUGGUCCAGCAAACCUAUUCAGGAAGAUGCUGUUGGAGAUUGUGACAAAUAAGAAAGUGACGAUCUGGAAGAAGUUUCAUGUCAUCUACAACUUCUUCUUGGUGCGCAAGAUCGUCGCGCAUAUUGUGACCUUUACAUUCUACUGCAUUAUCAUCCCGACAACCAUUUUUGUCCCUGAGGUUCAUAUACCAAAGUGGGGCUGUGUCUAUAUUCCCACAAUCAUCACCCUUCUCAAUUCUGUUGGAACUCCCAGGUCUUUCCACCUGCUUUUCUUCUGGAUCCUGUUCGAGAAUGUCAUGUCGCUGCAUAGAACCAAGGCCACACUGAUUGGCUUGUUAGAGGCCGGCAGGGUGAACGAAUGGGUUGUCACGGAGAAGCUCGGCAACGCUAUGAAGAUGAAAUCUGCUAGCAAAGCAUCAGCCAGGAAAUCAUUCAUGAGGAUAUGGGAUAGGUUAAAUGUUCCUGAGCUUGGCGUGGGAGCUUUCCUCUUCUCCAUCGGAUGGUACGAUGUUGCAUUUGGGAAGGACAAUUUCUUCAUAUACCUUUUCUUCCAAUCCAUGGCUUUCUUCAUUGUCGGUGUUGGCUACGUUGGCACAAUUGUCCCGCAGUCAUAACUGAAAAGCAUGUCGUCGAGAUCAUCGGCCUCCGGUUCGCAAUUCCUCAAGAGGAUUCAGCAAAAAAAAACACAAGCAGUGCAUAGCCAGUUUGAAGUAAAGAUCACGCAGUCUUCUCUCGAUUUCCGUCUUUUCUUCCCUUUUUGGAGACUGAUAUUGCAGCAUUCUCUUGUAUGUGCUAUUGUAAUAGAAAGUGAGGUGCAGCGCAGCGCAGUGCAAGGUCACUGCAGGAAUAUUGUGGUGUUUUUCUUUCUUUCUUUUUUCUUGUAGCAAGUACGUGCCGUGAUUAAGGGGAGCAGGAUGGUCGCUUCAAAGUUCAUGUAAUACUAAUAGUAUAAGAAGAAAAGGAGAGGUUCAGAAAAGUGUUGAGAAAAAUCAAAUUGUUCGACC
Molecule: messenger RNA, 1947 nt
Organism: Brachypodium distachyon (stiff brome)
Lineage: Eukaryota; Viridiplantae; Streptophyta; Magnoliopsida; Poales; Poaceae
Product: glucomannan 4-beta-mannosyltransferase 1
Exons: 9
Coding region: 1-1557 (518 amino acids)
Cellular component (GO): Golgi apparatus
Molecular function (GO): mannan synthase activity
Source: RefSeq, a predicted model, not a curated record